Daphnia magna is the source of this 1274-nucleotide messenger RNA. RefSeq names its product 2-oxoisovalerate dehydrogenase subunit beta, mitochondrial (gene BckdhB). The coding region runs from base 48 to 1145 and encodes 365 amino acids. Lineage: Eukaryota; Metazoa; Arthropoda; Branchiopoda; Diplostraca; Daphniidae. The record is from RefSeq and is a predicted model, not a curated record. Gene Ontology annotation, molecular function: catalytic activity. The transcript is spliced from 8 exons. Gene Ontology annotation, biological process: branched-chain amino acid catabolic process; response to nutrient.
GAAAAGCAAAUCAGACGAAAUUCAACGUAAAACGAUAAAGUGUAAACAUGGCUCUUCGUAAUUUCCUUACUCGGAAUCUCCUUCUCAAUAAAUGCCCAUUGAGAAUAUCUCAGCGGUUAUCUCAUUUUACAUUUGUUCCAGAUACCGUCUCCGCUUCCGAAGGCGAAACACAGCGUAUGAACUUGUUCCAGGCUAUCAAUAACUCACUGGAUUUAGCCCUCUCCUCAGAUCCUACAGCUAUAAUAUUUGGUGAAGAUGUGGCCUUUGGGGGAGUAUUUCGCUGCACAGUUGGGCUACAGGAAAAGCAUGGCAAGUCCAGAGUUUUCAACACUCCUUUGUGUGAACAAGGAAUCGCUGGUUUUGGUAUAGGAGCUGCCACCGCAGGAGCUACAGCCAUAGCAGAAAUUCAGUUUGCAGAUUACAUCCUUCCAGCAUUUGAUCAGAUUUGCAAUGAGGCUGCCAAAUACCGAUACAGAAGUGGAGGUCUUUAUGAUUGUGGAUCCCUGACUAUCCGUGCUCCCUGCUCUGCAGUGGGGCAUGGAGCCCUGUAUCACUCGCAAAGCCCUGAAGCAUUCUUUGCCCACUGUCCUGGACUCAAGGUUGUGGUUCCCCGAGGGCCCAUCAAGGCCAAGGGCUUACUACUUUCGUGCAUUCGUGACAAAAACCCGUGCCUGUUUUUCGAACCCAAGAUCCUGUACCGUAGCGCCGUUGAACAGGUGCCAGUCAAAGAGUACACUAUGCCGCUGUCAAAAGCUGACAUACUAGUCGAAGGAGAUGACAUCACACUAGUUGGCUGGGGUACGCAGGUUCAUGUUCUACGCGAAGUAUGCCAACUAGCCAAGGAUCAGCUCAACGUUUCGUGUGAACUAAUUGAUCUAGUUACCAUUCUACCGUGGGACAAGGAGACUAUUGCCCAGUCGGUGAAGAAAACGGGACGGUUGCUGAUAGCGCAUGAAGCGCCAUUGACGUCCGGAUUUGGAGCUGAAAUUGCUGCCAGCAUCCAGCACGAUUGUUUCCUGAAUUUGGAAGCGCCCAUCGAACGCGUGACGGGAUUCGAUACGCCAUUCCCGCACAUGUUUGAGCCGUUCUACAUGCCAGACAAAUGGCGCUGCUUUGAAGCUGUCAAGAAACUAGUAAACUAUUAAAAGCUAAAAAUCUAUUGAGACAUAUUAAGUCCUAAUUAAAAAUUUAUAAAAGCCCAAAAAAAACAUCAAGGAGACUAAGCUGUACAUUACAUAAGUAUAUGUGAAAGUAAAACUCGUUGUUUACGUCCA